Messenger RNA from Silurus meridionalis, 1165 nucleotides. Its product is annotated as caseinolytic mitochondrial matrix peptidase proteolytic subunit. Gene Ontology annotation, molecular function: ATP-dependent peptidase activity; ATPase binding; serine-type endopeptidase activity. Gene Ontology annotation, biological process: protein quality control for misfolded or incompletely synthesized proteins. The coding region runs from base 125 to 919 and encodes 264 amino acids. Gene Ontology annotation, cellular component: endopeptidase Clp complex. The transcript is spliced from 7 exons. Lineage: Eukaryota; Metazoa; Chordata; Actinopteri; Siluriformes; Siluridae. The record is from RefSeq and is a predicted model, not a curated record.
ACCGACACACUUUCAUCUAGCGGCCAUAGUGAGCGUGUGUUGUCACGUGACCAGCCCAACAGCAUUACAUCCGGGGCAGGAAGUGUGGGUCAAACGAACAGCGUUUAAGCACUGUACAAGCGUCAUGUUAUUACGAAGGGUGUUACAGUGCGGUGCAUCUUCACUGAGGAGCAGGCGGUCAUUUCACCGCAGUGCUUCAUGGAGGAACCCUCUCAUCCCCAUCGUUGUAGAACAGACAGGCCGAGGAGAACGUGCCUACGAUAUCUACUCACGCCUCCUGAGGGAGAGAAUAAUCUGUUUAAUGGGUCCAAUUGAUGACUCUGUGGCAAGUCUGGUGAUCGCACAACUGCUUUUCCUUCAAUCCGAGAGCAACAACAAGCCGAUUCACAUGUACAUCAACAGCCCUGGUGGCGUGGUCACUGCAGGGCUGGCCAUCUACGACACUAUGCAGUACAUCCUUAACCCAAUCUCGACGUGGUGUGUAGGCCAGGCUGCUAGCAUGGGCAGCUUACUGCUGGCUGCAGGCACUGCAGGAAUGAGGCACUCGCUGCCCAACGCUCGCAUAAUGGUGCACCAACCUUCUGGAGGUGCCAGGGGUCAAGCGACAGACAUCGCCAUCCAGGCUGAGGAGAUUCUCAAGCUGAAGAGACAGAUCAACAACAUCUACUGCAAACAUACAGGACAACCUCUGGAACUGAUAGAAAGCGUGAUGGAGAGAGACAGAUACAUGAGUCCCAUGGAGGCACAAGACUUUGGGAUUAUUGACAAGGUCCUGGUUCACCCUCCCCAGGCUGGGCAGGAUGAGCCAGAGCUGGUCCAGAAGGAACCCACCACUUCAGCCACCCCCUCCACCCCCCCAGCCUCAGAUCUGGCUCAGUCUGGGGCCAGUCCACCUUCUUUGUUCAAACCUGAACCGUAAUGUGAUUGGGCUCAGCCACUGGGCUCUUACAAGAAGAUGGGAUAUGAGACUGUGGGAGCCUGUGUUGUGUGUAUUACACUGUACUGAGGAUGCCUCAUUGUGGAACAGUAAAGACUGACAGCAUUGUGUCCAAAAAACAAAUGUAUAAGAAUAUGGGACUUUAUAUUACAUGUGUCGUAAAAAAAAAAAACUUGUGAUUUUUAACCUGAUUACUAAUAAACACACAAUCAGUUUAUCGUUUAUAAA